This is a messenger RNA of Syzygium oleosum, 859 nucleotides long. RefSeq lists its product as uncharacterized. Bases 38 to 859 code for a protein of 273 amino acids. Gene Ontology annotation, cellular component: actin cytoskeleton; cytoplasm. Lineage: Eukaryota; Viridiplantae; Streptophyta; Magnoliopsida; Myrtales; Myrtaceae. Gene Ontology annotation, biological process: establishment or maintenance of cell polarity; cell migration; actin filament bundle assembly. The record is from RefSeq and is a predicted model, not a curated record. The transcript is spliced from 7 exons. Gene Ontology annotation, molecular function: actin filament binding.
CAACUCAGCUUUUAAGCUAAUUGAGAAAGCAGAAAGCAUGGAAGGCAUCAGCAAUGGGGUCCAAUGGAUCAGCAACCAUUCGGAUCAAGGGAUGGAGAAUCGCAACCCCAAAAUAAGAGCAGUGAAUCUGGGUGGCUGGCUGGUCACAGAAGGAUGGAUCAAGCCUUCCUUCUUUGAUGCAAUUCCCAACAAGGACAUGUUGGAUGGGACUGGACUUCAGUUCAAAUCAAUGACGGUCAAGAAGUUUAUCUGCCCGGAGUCCGGCGGAGGAAGCAGGGUAGUUGCCAACAGCAUGGGGACCGGUCAAGUUGCCAAACGCCCAGCAGGUUCUGAUUCCUGUUGGGAGACAUUCAGGCUGUGGAGAAUCAAAGAGAGGCUCUUCAACUUCAGGGUCGCCAACAAGCAAUUUGUCGGCCUGGACUCUGGUGGGGAAGGGGUCGAUCUAGUGGCUACUUGUCACGCACCAGGAGCAUCAGAAACCUUUGAGAUUGUGAGAAAGCCGGACGAUCCAAGCCGCGUUAGAAUCAAAGCUUCCAAUGGCUUCUUCUUACGGGUGAGGACGGAGGAACGAGUGACAGCUAAUUAUCAAUGUGACGAGAGUAAUAUGUGGGGAGAUGAAGACCCAUCUGUGUUUAUCAUGAGCUUCACUCAAAGAUUGGAAGGCGAGUUCCAAGUCACCAAUGGCUAUGGACCACAGAAAGCCCCCAAAGUCAUGAGGGCAGCUUGGAUUGAUUUUAUGCUAGAUACUAACAUGCAAGGGAAUGAUCAUGCGGGUGAAUGGAUGGCUGAGUGGCAAGUGAGUGGAGCUACGAAAGAAGACUACCAGAGAUUCGCAAAGGCGCAGCUUGUGGCGUAUUGA